Messenger RNA from Pteropus alecto (black flying fox), 1620 nucleotides. It is a transcript of the gene TRIM67, whose product is annotated as tripartite motif containing 67. NCBI's taxonomy places the organism in Eukaryota, Metazoa, Chordata, Mammalia, Chiroptera, Pteropodidae. The transcript has 10 exons. Gene Ontology annotation, molecular function: protein binding. The record is from RefSeq and is a predicted model, not a curated record. The coding region runs from base 1 to 1620 and encodes 539 amino acids.
AUGGCGCCAAAAAUAACAGCCAUAGGCAUGGGUGAGGACGCAGAGAACGUGAACCCUCAUCCACUCCUGGCGGAAAAGUACGAUGGCGCAGCCACGCGGACAGCAGCUGUCACGUUAAACGCCUUCGAAGCACCACGGGACCCGGCAGUCCUAUUCCUGGGGACGUGCCCAAAGGACGCGAAAACAGGCGCUCAGGCAGAGAGCGGCACAUUCGUGUUCGUAACACCGUUACUCACGACGGCCGAAGGCCGCGGGUACAGCCGCCACGCCUGGGCGACCCGCUACCGCAGACAGCAGCACGAGGCCGCACCAAGCACGAGGCGAGACGAUGCUGUCGAGCAGCAGCUGCCGGAAAAUGGGCUGGACUACGAAGCCUGCCUCGUGGCCCAGUGCGACGCGCUGGUCGACGCGUUGACUCGGCAGAAGGCCAAGCUGCUCACCAAGGUCACCAAGGAGAGGGAGCACAAGCUGAAGAUGGUCUGGGACCAGAUCAACCACUGCACGCUAAAGCUGCGCCAGUCGACAGGGCUGAUGGAGUAUUGUCUGGAGGUGAUCAAGGACAACGACCCCGCUGGCUUCCUGCAGAUCUCGGACGCUCUGAUCAAGCGUGUCCAGGUGUCUCAGGAGCAGUGGGUCAAGGGCGCUCUGGAGCCGAAAGUGUCCGCGGAGUUUGACCUGACGCUGGACAGCGAGCCGCUGCUGCUGGCCAUCCACCAGCUGGACUUCAUUCAGAUGAAAUGUAGGGCUGCUGCUGUUAGUGACUUAGCGAAGCAAAUGAAGAGUGAGGCCCCUACACAGCCGGGCGGGACGGUGACGGUGACGGGGACGGGGAUGGUGACAGGGACGGGGACGGGGAUGGUGACAGGGACGGUGACGGGGACGGUGACGGGGACGGUGAUGGGGACGGUGACACGGGAUGGGGACGGGGACGGUGACGGGGAUGGUGACGAGGUGUACGUGGGCAGGGAGACCCUCUGCACCAUCGACGGCCUGCAUUUCAACAGCACGUACAACGCCAGGGUCAAGGCGCUCAACGGCUCGGGCGUCGGGCCCUACAGCAAGACCGUGGUCCUGCAGACCUCCGAUGUGGCCUGGUUCACCUUUGACCCCAACUCCGGGCACCGGGACAUCAUCCUGUCCAAUGACAACCAGACGGCCACCUGCAGCAGCUACGACGACCGCGUGGUGCUGGGCACGGCCGCCUUCUCCAAGGGCGUGCACUACUGGGAGCUGCACGUCGACCGCUACGACAGCCACCCGGACCCCGCCUUCGGGGUGGCCCGGGCCAGCGUGGCCAAGGACAUGAUGCUGGGCAAGGACGACAAGGCCUGGGCCAUGUACGUGGACAACAACCGCAGCUGGUUCAUGCACUGCAACUCCCACACCAACAGGACGGAAGGUGGCGUGUGCAAGGGGGCCACCGUCGGCCUGCUGCUGGACCUGAAUGAGCACACGCUGACUUUCUUCAUCAACGGGCAGCAGCAGGGCCCCACGGCCUUCAGCCACGUGGACGGGGUCUUCAUGCCGGCCCUCAGCCUCAACCGCAACGUGCAGGUCACUCUGCACACAGGCCUGGAAGUGCCCCCCAGCCUGGGGCGGCCAAAGCUGCCGGCCAACUAG